GUUCGUUCGUGUUCGUGUUGAGAAAAAAUUACGUAUACGACGCGGCUGCAAUUCGAAGAGCCGAAAGACGCGCUUGAAUCGCGCCUCCUUGCGGCCUUCGCCAAAUAAUUAACUGUAAUCGUCUUGAUCCCAUAUUCGCUUUGAUUUUCCCUUCGAUAAGUCAACGGCGUGACAAAGUAGAGAAUUCGAAGCCCAUCAAAAUGGAUGCCCCCAACCAGCCGGAGCAAAAUAAUAAGUUCAUUGUGAAAUAUCGGCAGCAGUAUUAUGAUUUGUCCGACUUUAUGCACAAACAUCCGGGCGGAAUAAACAGCCUAAAGGGUCUCAGUCAGACAGACAUGACAUCUCGUUUUAUGAAGGCGCCGCCACAUUCCGAUGCAGCCAUGUACUUGAUGAGGGAGUACAAGGUAAGCGCACAGGAUCACGGAAGUGAUAAAAGGACAAAUGAGAGGCGUACGGAUAAGUCGGCAGAGAAUGGAGUUGAGCUGCUGGAACAACAACAAAAAUCGGAGGACAGCAACAACAAUCAAUUGGAUGAAAGCAUGGAGCACCUCGUGGACUGGUCGAAAGCUAUGCUGCCCCAAAUUUCAAAAAUAACAAAAUAUUACGACGAAUGGGUACAUAAGCCAGUAGACAGACCCCUGCGCUUGUUCGGUCCUUGGUAUUUGGAAAUGUGCACGAAGACUCCAUGGUGGGUUGUCCCAAUGUUCUGGAUCCCAACGAUUAUUGCUUGCGGCUGGCCAGAGUUCCAAGCGAACUCGCACAAUAUGAAGGAAAUUGCCACCUUCUUCGGCCAUCUGCUCUUUGGUGUAAUAUUUUGGACACUGCUGGAGUACACAUUGCACCGAUGGGUCUUUCAUGUUAAGUUGACUAGCAACAGUGGCCCUUGGCUUUGCACUCUUCACUUUAUGAUUCACGGACUGCAUCACAAGGUCCCAUUUGAUCCGAUGCGGCUUGUUUUUCCUCCAUUGCCUGGAGUUGUGCUUGCUAUUGUUAUUUAUACACCACUCAGUUUUCUUCUACAAAAUCACCAUCCGCGUUUGGUACUCACGGGUGCUUUAAUAGGUUAUUUAUGCUAUGACAUGAUACAUUAUUAUUUGCAUUACGGUAAUCCAUCGGCGGGUCAUCAUUUGUAUCACAUGAAGAGGUAUCAUUAUCAGCAUCACUUUGCUCAUCAAGAUCUCGGAUAUGGUAUUAGUAGUCCCAUUUGGGAUAUUGUUUUUAAGACACGUAUAAAUUUACGAAAAUUAAGAUACCAAUUGCGAUGGUCGUAGUAGCCAAGUCACAUUUUGCUACGUAAAUAAGAACAAAUUUGUAAUGUAGGUUAAGAAAAAGUAAGAUGACAAUUUUGUAAAACUUUAAGAAAAAACAUAUAUUUAAAUAAAAUUAUAUUAUAUUGUGUAUAAUAAUAAAUUCACACUGAGUACAAUAGAUGAUGUUAAAU
Drosophila novamexicana is the source of this 1441-nucleotide messenger RNA. RefSeq names its product dihydroceramide fatty acyl 2-hydroxylase FAH2 (gene Fa2h). The transcript has 4 exons. The record is from RefSeq and is a predicted model, not a curated record. Gene Ontology annotation, cellular component: membrane; endoplasmic reticulum. Gene Ontology annotation, biological process: fatty acid metabolic process; lipid biosynthetic process. NCBI's taxonomy places the organism in Eukaryota, Metazoa, Arthropoda, Insecta, Diptera, Drosophilidae. Gene Ontology annotation, molecular function: heme binding; fatty acid 2-hydroxylase activity; iron ion binding. Bases 201 to 1271 code for a protein of 356 amino acids.